UCCGUUUUGAGAUUGUAUAAAAGAAAAGCGGAGACUUCUCACGAAGGAUAACAGGCCACGGAUUUGAAUGGAUACCAUUGGGAAAAUUACGUGUCUAUGAUGAACCGACCGUAUGCCGCUUCAAAGGCGAUGCUGCCACAGUCCUGAGCCCCGCACAAUGCGUGCCUGAGCGAGUGCCGGUGUUCGAGCCAGCGGCCGAGGACGAGGAAGCAAAGAGACCAGGACCACCUCUCAAGACCCGUCCGUGGGCGACUGGGGGCCAUGCCACCCUCGCCUCGGGUGGGGCAUCCGACGUGAAUGGUGCUCGCCACGACGGGACAACCUCACUGGCCAGCGGAGCGGGGCAUCGCCUGACCCCGCCCCCGCCCCAGGCAUGAUGAAUGGCGAGGGCCCCAGCGUGCCCAUCACCACCCUGGCGGGCAUCCAGAGCAUCACAGAGCUGCUGCUGGAGCUGCCCCUGCCCAGUGCCCUGCCAGGCGCAAGCGCGCCCCGCUCUCUGCUGCCCCCUCACCAGGCGGACGAGGUGCGGCGCGCCUUGGCGGCCCCCCCGGACCCCCGGCUGCUGCCCCCGCUGCUCGAAGCCCUGGCCAGGGUCGGGGGGGCCGACCACGUGGACCUCAAAGACGGGGGCGAGGGGUCCACACCCCACCAGGGCUCCUCCCCCCUCCUCCAGCUGCUGGUGGCUCGCGGCGUCUUCAAAGGCCCGCCCCCGUGGCAGCAGCAGGCGGCGCCCCCGGCCCAGCAGCGCGGCUAUAGCCCGUCCCAGCUGUGCUCCCCGGCCGAGGGCGUGUCCAUGGACGGCAGCCCCGGCGGCUUCUUCCCGGCCACGCCCUUCACCCCGCACCCACCUCCCUCCAGCCUGCACGACCACUCGGUGGCUGGCAUUCUCGACGGGGCACCCUUCUCUCCCAAGGGUGGCCCCCCGACGCCAGGCUUCUGCUCCAACGGGAACUGUGCACCCACACGGACGGGUGUGGCCGUGUGCGCGAGCCCCCUGCAGACGGCGCCGCUCCCGUGUCAGCCGCCUGUGCAGUGCGGCGUCGUGCAGAGUGUGGCGGCGGCGGCGGCAUCGCCCGCGUCCACAGGACACACAAACAGUGUGAUGCCUCCGGUGGCGAGUCCGCCGGCAACAGAAGUGGCCGCGCCAGUCUCAAGGGAAAGAGUGCCAGUGAACAACGUCGACACAAGGGGGCCGCAGGGGGGACGUCCCGAGCAGCGGCCGUCGCCGCAGAAGGAGGCGCUCAAAGCCCCCGCCAACAAGAAGAAGGUGGUGAGGAACUCUGUCCGAGAUAACAGCCGGCGGCUGUCGUCCUCUGAGGAAGAGGACGCCCAACAUGCGCGCAGAAAGCCUCCCGGCCGCAAGACGAGGGACAGUGUGGACGGCAAAGCGAAGUCGACCGGGGACCGGCGCAACUCGCACAGAGUUCCCCGGGAGGAGAAGUCGAGCAUGGACCUGUACGCGAGCUCGCUCAGCGAGAGGGUCAAGAACCGUCGGAGGACGCACCAGAAGGCCAAGUACGCCGAGUCGCCCGUGCACUCGCACCACAGCGGCAGUGAGCACUCUGCCUUCGAGCUGGAAGACGAGCCCGGCCACACACAGACAGCCCCACCACCCGUCCGCGAGAAGCCCAAGGCCAAGCCCAAGAAGGUGAAGAAGGAGCCUGCACCAGCGCCACUCUCUGCCGAGGAGCUCAUGGAGAGCAACACAUACCAGCGCUUCUCGCGGACAGUGGAGGCCAUCUUCGACUCGAUGGAAGACCUGGACCUGACCCAAGAACUGGACGACGAGGUGGGCUGCCCGCCUGAAGCCCUUGUGCCAGCCCCUCUGCUACGGGACCUCUGCAACGAGGCAGCCAAGUUGAAGAUCCUGCAGGCGACCAACCAGGUGCCCCCAGAGCGCCUCGUCCGGCUCCUAUCCAUCCUGGAGCGCAAUGUGGUGGACGGGGCCAAGAUCUGCCCCAUGGAGCACGAGGACCAGGAAGACGACGAGGGGCGCCUGUGGGCCGAGCUCUCCAUGGAGCGCAUCACCCGGUCGGCCGACGCCUCCCUCACAGCCCUGUACGUUAUGACGGCACCGCGCAUGCCCAAGCGGGUCUUUCUCGAGGACAUGAUCGAGCGCAUCGUGGGCUUUGCCAAGUUCCAGAUUCAGAACACUGUGUAUCCGGCCUUCGACCCGGUUUACCGGGUGGACUCACGAUCCAAGGAAGGCUACGUGGGCAGUGCGCGGCAGAAGCGGGCCCACGCACCCCAGAAGGUCCGGGAGCGCAACCUGCUCCAGCUGUACAACAAGUUGCACGAGCUGGUCGGGCUGCUGGCCGAGUUGCUGGGGAUCCAGACACUUACGGACACGGUCAUCCUACAGGUGUCCACCCUUGGUGUGGGACCUUUUUUUGUAGAAGGGGUCAGCGAGCUGCAGCUGCAUGCCCUGCGCCUUGUCACCACCAUCUUUGCCCACUACGACAAGCACCGGCAGCUCAUUCUGGAAGACAUCCUGGCAUCCAUAGCGCGGCUGCCUACCUCCAAGCGCAGUCUGCGCAACUACCGCCUCAACUCGGAGGAGCACAUCCAGAUGCUGACGGCCCUUGUGCUCCAGCUCAUACAUAGCGUCGUAAAGCUACCUGAGGGGACAACGCCGGCCAAAGAGGAGGUCGCCGGAGCACAGCCCGCCGUCGCGGUGGACACGGAUGUGCUCGUAUUGACUUCGUACGACGCGGCCGUGCACACGGCGAUCAACUUCCUGUCGGUGUUUCUACGCAAGUGUGGCACCAAAAAUGAAGAUAUGGACUACAGGCCAGUGUUCGAGAACUUUGUUCAGGACCUGCUGAGCACGGUCAACAAGCCUGAGUGGCCCGCGUCGGAGCUCAUCCUCAGCCUGCUGGGGCGCCUGCUGGUGCAGAACUUCAGCAACAAGUCCCUGGACAUGUCCCUGCGGGUGGCCUCGCUCGACUACCUGGGCGUGGUGGCGGCCCGGCUGCGCAAGGACGCAGUCACCAGCCAGAUCAAGAAAGAGACCAUCAAAGACAUCCUGCGUCAGAUCGAAGAGGACGAGGAGGACGACCUUCCCCUGACGAGCCUCUCAAGGUCCAAGGGGAGGUCGGCCCCCAAAGCGAAGGACGAGACGCAGCUGCUGCAGAGGGCACUGCUGCACUACCUCGAUGCCAAUCUGGAUAGCGACCCCUCGCUGCAGUUCUCGCGGCGCUUCUACGUGGCGCAGUGGUACAAGGACGCCAUGGCCGAAGCCAAGGCCAAGAAGCCCAAGGAGUCCCAAGAGCCCAAGGAGCCUAAAGAGCCCAAGGAGGAAGGUCCCAAGGCACAGAAGGUGACCAACAGCCGGACGUGCAGAAACAAGGCCUCUAAGCGCAGAUGUGAGGAGGAAGACGAAGAGGAAGACAAGCCCGCAGCGCCGCAGGAGACGGACGAGGAAGAGCAGUCCAAGAUGGCAGCACUCGUUGAAGACCGUAAAAAGUUCUUGCUGCACAUGGUCAAGCCUGCGGAAGCCGGCGGGACCCUCAAGUCCGAGCAGGGCACCCUGGACUACGCCACGGCCGAGCUCAUCUCGCGGUUUCUGGCGUCGCGGCGGCCCUUCUCGCAGAGCUUCGACGUCUAUUUGACGCAGAUCCUGCGGGUGCUGAGCGAAUCUGCGGUGGCGGUGCGCACCAAGGCCAUGAAGUGCCUGACGCUGGUGGUUGAGGCAGACCCUUCCAUCCUGGGGCGCCCCGACAUGCGGCAAGGGGUGCACGGGCGGCUGCUGGACCACUCGACGAGCGUGCGCGAGGCGGCCGUGGACCUGGUGGGGAAGUUCAUCCUGGUCCGGCCUGAGCUGACCCACAAGUACUACGACAUGCUCACAGACCGCAUCCUGGACACCGGGGUAAGCGUGCGCAAGCGGGUCAUCAAAAUCCUCAAGGACGUGUGCCUGGAGCAGCCAGGCUUCGAGAAGAUCCCCGAGAUUUGCGUCAAGAUCAUUGGCCGGGUGAACGACGAGGAAGGCAUCAAGAAGCUGGUCGGAGAGGUCUUUCAGAGCAUGUGGUUCACGCCACAGGCUAGCGAGGAGCGGCUGCUGCAGAAGGUGCGCCACAUCACCCACGUGGUGGCAGCCUGCCGCGAGAUGGGCCUUGACUGGUUUGAACAGCUACUGGGCAGCCUGCUCAAGGACAAGGAAGACGGGCAGCGGCGGGGGGUGCUCGAGUCGUGCCGGCAGAUCGUGGACUGCCUCGUGGAGCGGGUGCUCUGCCUGGAGGAGGGCGGUGGGGGCAGCGGCCACCUGGUGGCCUGCCUGAGCACCCUGUACCUCUUCAGCCGCAUCCGGCCCCAGCUGCUGGUGCGGCACGCCCAGACCAUCCAGCCGUACCUGAGCAUGCGCCUGUCAGGGCCCCAGGACUACCAGGUGCUGCAAAACGUGACUCGCUGCCUGGAGCUGGUGGUGCCCCUGAUGGAGCACCCCAGCGAGGCCUUCCUGGCCCAGGUGGAGGAGGACCUGGCCAAGCAACUCAUCCGGCACUCCCCGGUCAUCCUGCCGGCCAGCGUGAGCUGCCUCAGUGCAGUUGUCAACCGGGUCACCCACAACUACCCCCUGGUCCGCGACAUGUUCCACAAGUUCUUCAUGCUGCUGUGCCAUUUGCGCCGGGAGCACCAGGAGGGGCGCCCCGUGGUCAAGCCUAGCCUCCAGCGCUGCCUUUACACCCUGGGGCUGCUGUGCCGCCACUUUGACCUCGAGCACCUGGAGGCGGCCCCCGGCGCCGAAGAUACGGCUGCCGAAGAGGCGGCGUCCGAAGAGCCGCUGAAGCAGCGGGUCUUUGCGGCCAUGCUGUACUUCACAGAGCAUCCCGAGGAAGAGAUCCGGCUGCGUGCCCUCACGGGGCUCGGGUUCAUGCUGGUGCGGCAGCACGACCUAAUGCUGGGGCCCGAGGUGCGGGAGCUGUACCGGCACCUGUUGGAGAGCCCCCUGGCGGCGCCUGUGGCCCGCGUCCAGGUGCUGAAGAACUUGACGGCCUACCUGAUGGAGGAGGAGGCAAAGAUGAUCCAGCGGGACGCAGAGUGGAACAAGCUGUCCAAGGGGGAGAACCUCAAGGAAAUGGGGGACGUGUCCUCGGGCAUGGCCAGCACCGUGGUCCAGGUCUACCUCAAGCACAUCCUGGCCUCGGCCGCCAACCCAGCCCUGGCCGUGCGCAGGGCCGCCCUGCAGGUCCUGCAACUGGUGCUGGGCCAGGGCCUGGUGCACCCGGUGCAGAUGGUGCCGCACCUGGCCUGCCUGGGCUCGGACGACGACAAGCUGCUGCGCAACAAGGCGGACCAGCUGCUGCAGGAGCUGGAGAAGAAGUACCCGGGCUUCGUGCAGAUGAAGGCCCUGGCCGGUGUGCGCCUGUCCUUCGACAUGCACCGGGGGGCCACGCCACGGGGACAGGGCCCCGUGCGGGGCUUCCGCUCGGAGGAGAGUCCCGUCAGCCGCAACGGCUUCCUCUACUCCGUGCUGAGGGGCACCCGCCAGAGCCGGAGGGCCUUCCUGCUGUCCCUGCUCAAGCUGUUCGACGAGCAGGCCCGGGCCCCACUGGCGGAGCUGCUCUACGCCGCCGACAACCUGGUCUACUUCCCGUACCAGGUGCAAGACGAGCCCCUGUUCGUCAUGCACCACAUCGACGUGCUGCUGUCCGUGGCGGGCUCCAACCUGCUCCAGAGCUUCCGGGAGGCCCUGCUGCCCCGGGACGGCGCGAGGGUCGGCGAGGAGGAGGAAGAGGACGAAGACGAGGACCUCGACUCCCUGCUGGGGCGCGUCCCGGAGGACCUGACCCCGCUGGAGGAGAGCAUGCAGGCGGCCCAGGGCUGCGUGCUGCUGCUGUUUGUCAAGCAGACCCUCAAGGACACCUACGGCUUCACGGACAGCCGCAUCCAGCAGUACUCUCCCAACGAGGCGGCCAAGACGUACGAACGGCCGCUCAAUCGGCGCUCCGGAGUGCGCUUCCGGCCGGAGCCCACCGUCCAGGCGCUAAAGGCGGAAGAGGGCGAGCGGCCGGGACGGGAGGAGCUGGUGCGGCGCUACCUCGACUUCAAGCAGCUCAUGCUCACCAUCGACCCGGACGACGACGACGACGACGACGCGGCUCCGAGGCCGGCGGUUGCAGCGCCUGUGGCGACUGUGGUGGGUGGCGGUGCGGACGCAAACGUAGCGGUGCCGGACGUCGCCACCGCGACAACGGCGCCCGCAAUUGCCACGCCCGUUGCCGCGGCGACGGAGUUGCCACGCCAGCGUCCGUCGGCGCCGCACGACGGUGUGCCGAAAAAGCGCGGUAGGCCCCUGGGCCGGACUUCCUCCAAGGGCCUGGCAGCCGCCCUCCACGGCGUGUCCGCCUCGGCGGACAAGGCCAAGAGAAAGCCACGCAAGAAGCGGAAGCGCGUCAUCUGUUCGGACGGUUCGAGCGACAACGAGGACAGUGACCCGUCGUUCUGCGGGGACUGAUGCCGCCUCGCGAGAUGGGGUCCUUGUACAGUUCUCUGGGAAAAUGGGGGUGGGGUGGGGUGGGGGGUGUCAUCAUCGUCACGGAGUCUAUUUUGUAGCGUACGUGGACGGGAGUUCGCCCGUCGCCAUCCUCUGUCCGGUGCAUUGUUUUGUUCGUUCCGCCAGGGGACCAUCGUCUGGGCGCGCCGCGACCUCCUAACUUAUUUAUUUUACGCAGCAUUAGCUUCCCCCUGGCGCCGGCGAGUUGCCACCUCCUCUGUACAUGUACACCACUUCAUUGGUCACCUUCACGCAGCCGUGUACAUAGGACGUCUCCUUUUCCCCCUUUUGUAGGGCCUCCCGCACGGGCAGCGGGAAGUAUCUGUACAGAAGAGACGACGCAGUAUUUUAUUCUCCGGGGGUCGGUUCUCUCCCUCUUCUCCACCGUGCCGGUUCUUAAAGAAAAUAAAUCCUUCCGAAACGGAGUGGACGAGCGACGUGCCGCGAAGAAACCCGCCGCUUUUGUACAACAAAGGGUGUUCGGCCACCACGCAGGUUUCGGAGGGCUCCACGGAAACCGCAGAGAGUUUCGUUUUUCUUGUUUUAAUGUUUUAAAAUACGGAGUUUGGACUAUUUAUAAUUUUUCCCCCCCAUUUUUUAUGUAUAUGACUUACUGACAACCAUUAAAAAAAGAAAAAGCACUAUUUGACAUAAAACAGCA
Messenger RNA from Ixodes scapularis (black-legged tick), 7154 nucleotides. RefSeq names its product nipped-B-like protein A (gene Nipped-B). Gene Ontology annotation, biological process: establishment of protein localization to chromatin; replication-born double-strand break repair via sister chromatid exchange; regulation of gene expression. Gene Ontology annotation, molecular function: chromatin binding. Lineage: Eukaryota; Metazoa; Arthropoda; Arachnida; Ixodida; Ixodidae. The record is from RefSeq and is a predicted model, not a curated record. Gene Ontology annotation, cellular component: Scc2-Scc4 cohesin loading complex.